Messenger RNA from Oncorhynchus masou masou (cherry salmon), 2599 nucleotides. Its product is annotated as protocadherin beta-16-like. Gene Ontology annotation, biological process: homophilic cell-cell adhesion. NCBI's taxonomy places the organism in Eukaryota, Metazoa, Chordata, Actinopteri, Salmoniformes, Salmonidae. Bases 140 to 2599 code for a protein of 819 amino acids. The record is from RefSeq and is a predicted model, not a curated record. Gene Ontology annotation, cellular component: plasma membrane. The transcript has a single exon. Gene Ontology annotation, molecular function: calcium ion binding.
AGCUGAUACAACAUUCGGGGAAGAUAUCUAGAAUCAAACAGGAAUGAAAAUCAACACGGAUAGAUUACCAAUAUAGCUGAUUUAUAUGGACUAGGAGAGAAUUGUGCAUCAGAAGGCUACUCAAUAUUUCUGUUCAGAAAUGUAUAUUGUUGCUGUUUUUUCCGAAAUGUUUGAGGGAAAGCAAAAUCGAACACCACAAUGGCAAGCACGAUUGAUUAUUGUGUGUGCCCUCUUGUCGCAUAUGGUUCGAUGCCAGGUGCGAUAUUCGAUUCCAGAGGAAAUGGUACGAGGGUCUUUGAUUGGGGAUCUCUCAAAGCAUUUGGGACUAGAUAUCCGAAGACUAAAAUCUGGCCGGGCCCGCAUUGUUAGUGAGGAAAAGGAUUGUGUAGAGCUGAACGCAGACAAAGGGAUUCUGAUCGUCAAACAGCGCAUAGACAGAGAGGAGCUGUGUGGACACGCAUCGCCCUGUAGCUUCAACUUCGAAAUGGUUCUAGAAAAUCCAAUGGAAUUAUUUAGUAUAACUGUGGAAAUACUCGAUAUCAACGAUAAUUCACCUGCCUUUGCGAAUAAGGAAAUUACUCUGAAUAUCAGUGAAGUAGCGUUGCCUGGAGCUCAAUUUAUUUUAGGCAGUGCCGUGGAUCUUGAUGUCGGUUUAAAUGCCCUCCAAAGCUACAGUCUUAAACCUUCGACUCAUUUUACUUUGAAAGAACAAACGUUUGCUGAUGGUGGUAAAUAUGUGGAGAUGGUUUUGCAAAGUCCUUUAGAUAGAGAGGAGGAAUGUGAAAUGUCUCUAACAUUGACAGCUGCCGACGGAGGAAAUCCGCGGAGAACAGGGACUGUGAGCAUAAAAGUGAAUGUUUUGGAUGCCAAUGAUAAUGCUCCGAUUUUUAGUCAAGCAGUAUACAAAGCCUCUGUUUUGGAGAACUCCCCUAAAGGGACUUUAGUUGCAACAGUGAUUGCGACCGACGCAGAUGUGGGCAGUAAUGGUCAGUUAGAAUAUUACAUUGACCAGCUUACACAACAAAAUGCUAUGGUGUUCACACUAAAUCCAAGCAGUGGAGAAAUACGAGUAUCAGGUUUACUCGACUAUGAGAAAACUAAGCAGUUUCAAAUUAAUGUAAUUGCCAAGGACAUAGGUGGCCUCUCAAAAUCUUGCAAAGUAGUAAUUGAAGUGAUAGAUGUGAAUGACAACCCCCCCGUUAUAGCAUUGACAUCUUUUUCCAAUACCAUCCCCGAGGACUCUCCCCAGGGGACAACUGUCGCCAUUGUUAACGUGAAAGACUUGGACUCUGGACAAAAUGGUAAUGUUAAUUGUUCCAUCGACCAUUCUCUUCCCUUUAAGAUAAAAUCUUCAUUAGCGAACUAUUACACUUUACUAACAAACAGUGUUUUAGACCGUGAGGUUGUGUCUGAGUAUAACGUCACAGUGACAGCGGUGGACAAUGGUCUUCCCUCAUUACGUCACAAUAAGACCCUUCGCAUAAGAAUCUCUGAUGUGAACGACAAUGUGCCAGUGUUCGAUAAAAGCGAGUACACAGCUCGGAUAUUUGAAAACAACUCCCCAGGUGUGUCAAUUGGUUUGGUCCACGCCAAAGAUGAAGACUGGGGCCAGAAUGCCGGAGUCUCCUAUUUCUUGGAGGAAUCGCAAGUGGGAGGAAAUUCUAUUGCAUCUUUAAUAUCGAUUAAUUCUGUAACAGGAUUGAUUUAUGCAGUGAGAUCCUUUGAUUACGAACAAAUCAAAGCUUUUGAAUUCCAGGUUAAAGCGCAAGAUGGAGGCUCCCCUUCACUUAACAGUAACGUGACUAUAAAGUUAAUAAUUCAAGAUCAGAAUGACAACACUCCUCAGGUUCUCUACCCAGUACCGACGAGCUCUCUGGUUGCUGAAAUGGUGCCUCGUUCAGCAGAUGUGGGCUAUCUUGUCACUAAAGUGGUGGCUGUUGAUAUGGACUCUGGACAGAAUGCAUGGCUCUCAUAUAAACUGCAGAAAGCGACAGACAGGCCGCUGUUUGAAGUAGGUCUACAGAAUGGAGAAAUAAGAACUGUACGCCAGGUCAACGAUAAAGAUGUUGUGAAACAAAAGCUCACUGUUGUAGUGGCGGACAACGGGGAGCCCUCUCGAUCAGCUACAGUCAAUAUGAACGUGGCAGUGGCGAACAGCUUCCCCGAAGUGAUCUCAGAAUUCACUGACUUUACGCAUGACACGGAUUACAGUGACAACCUGACAUUUUAUCUAGUUUUGGCCUUGGCUGUGGUCUCUUUCCUCUUCAUCUCGUGUGUAUUAGUUAUAAUAUCAGUUAAGAUCUACAGGUGGAGACAAUCACGUAACUUCCAUUCCAAUCUCCCAGUGAUUCCAUAUUAUCCACCCCGUUACUCAGACGCCGGAGGGACAGGGACUCUGCAGCAGGUGUACAACUAUGAGGUGUGCAUGACUACUGACACAAGGAAGAGUGACUGUAAAUUCGCCAGACCUUUUAGUCAGAACGUUUUAAUAAUGGGCCCGAGCUCUACUAUGACCAGAGGCCAUGCGACCUUGCAACCUUCUCAGAAUGAGAAAAGCUUUCUGGAUGACCCGGAUUCUCCUGAGCAGGUGAGACGCUGA